Molecule: messenger RNA, 6789 nt
Organism: Dreissena polymorpha
Lineage: Eukaryota; Metazoa; Mollusca; Bivalvia; Myida; Dreissenidae
Exons: 3
Coding region: 689-2377 (562 amino acids)
Biological process (GO): proteasome-mediated ubiquitin-dependent protein catabolic process; protein polyubiquitination
Molecular function (GO): zinc ion binding; ubiquitin protein ligase activity; protein binding
Source: RefSeq, a predicted model, not a curated record
CCAACAAAUAUCCUUUAUAUAUUGUAACAAGCAAAAUAACACUAUGACUAAGAAAACUAUUAGAUGGUAUAUGAAUGAUUAUCAAUCAUUAAUAUCGGUAAAACUAUUAAGCACUUGCUAUGCUCAUCAAUAUUUUGGAAACUGGUUGUAUCACAGUAUUUGAAUUUGCUGUGAAUUAUUUAAACCUCAGUUCAGUUGUGAUAGUAACAUUCGAAUUUGCUAUCAAAAGAUCACUUGUUCAAAUCCUGGGCAUUGCAAGAUUUUUAAACCACCUUUUUCUUGAUUUUAUAAUUAUUUAAUGCUAUUCCAAUAUUUUGAUAUGUGUUGAAAUGUAAAUCAAUUGACAUUUAUGAAAAAUAUGAAAAUCAGUGAACAUGUCCCUUUAACUCAAUACAUGUAUCAAGUUUAACCCAUUUUCAGAAAAUGGUUUAUCAUAAACCUGUAAUCAGCAAGUCGAUUUGUGUACAAGAUCUUUUUGUAACUUGACUAUGGACUUGUUCUUCAGUGUGUAUUUAAAGUGGGUUGAGAGCUUAAAAAGCUUUCAUAAUUCAGCCUUUUUGUCAGUUUUAAGUUAAGUAACUUGUGCUUUCAGGUUUUGAAAACACUUAUUUUAUUUGCUUAAAGUAGUCAAAAUAAUAGUGAAUACACAACUUUUAAAUCACAGGACAGUUCAAAAUACCUUUUGAAAAUGGCAACUUCUGUAGAUUCAGUUCAUAAAAGUUCAGAUUCAGUGAAAGAUUAUUCUUGUGUUGGAUGCGUAAGUAAAAAUAUAGAAAAAAGUGCUGAUUUUUUUUGUGAAACAUGUUUCAAGUGUUUUUGCGAAAAAUGCUUUUAUCAUCAUGAUCAAGUAUUUGUAAACCAUUUGACAUAUGGAAGAAGAGAAACAAAUAAAUGGCCUCUUGAAAAGGCAAUUGAGGAUUUGCUACUGAAAUGUGAUGUCCACCCUGACAAGAAACUGAAAAUGUUCUGCCAGGACCACAGUCAGCUGUGCUGCUCUGAUUGUGUUUUACUGAAUCACAGACAGUGUACAAAUUUGGCUAAAAUUUCGGAAUCAGUCAAAAAGCUGUCUGUGGAUAUGCAGCAGUUGUCAAACAAAAUUCAAUCAAUUAUUGCUGAUAUUAAUAAGUUUAAGGUAGUUCAAGAGGGCAGCAUUCAGUCCAUUGAAGGAUUAUAUGUUGAAGAAUUUCAAAGAAUCAGAGACCAGCGUAAGAAAUUAAAUGCUGCUCUUGAUGAACUAGAAAAUACAACUUUGAAAGAACUGGAUGACAUUAGGACCACACUGCAAACCUCUCUUAAGAAAGAUGUUGACAACUGCAGCAGACUGAAGGAUGAACUGCAACAACUAAGUGAAGCUGUACAGGGCCUUUGUGAUAAGAGCAUUCAAGACAUAGAGUUCAUAGCCAGCAGGAAAUGUCUGGAUAAGAUACAAGAGUCUGAGAGAUAUCUGAAGGAGAACCCAGUGAAGGUUCAGAGUUCAAUAGUAUUCAAGGCAAACAUUGACAUUGAGCAGUACCUGUCUCAACAGUCAAGUCUUGGGAGGAUUGUAGACAGUAUGCAGUCUCUGAAACUUAAGAUUAAUCAAGACCAGGUUUUGACUGUUAAGAGGAAGUGCGAGUAUAAUGUGAAAAUAUUGAGUGACACAAGGGCCAAUUGCGUUAUCAGAGGCAUUUGCAGCCUUCCUAGUGGUCAUAUCAUUGUUGCAGAUAGCUCUAAUAAGAAAGUGAAACUGUUGGACAAGCAUUACAAUGUGUCCAGUCACUGUGAUAUGCCUAGUUCUCCAGUGGCCAUUUGCCAAAUCACAGCAAGUGAAGUGGCUGUGACUCUUGAUGAGGCCGGUGUGCAGUUUAUGUCUGUAAGCAAUGGGCAGCUGGUGAAUGGAAGGAAGUUACAGUUACCACAUGAGGCUGUUGGCAUUGCCCACCAUAAAGAAGCAUUGUAUAUCACCGAUGGCUUUGCACUCUACCACUACAACCUCACUGGGACACUUGUGAAAAGGCUUUAUGAAGAUACAGGAGGUAAAAGUUCACGAGUGUGCAAAUGUGCAUUGAGUCCUGCCGGUGACAGGAUCUAUGUCAUCAACUACGCCCAGAACAAGCUCAUCACUCUGACCAAAGAUGGCAGCCUGAUAUCCACCUUCACCGAUCCUGAACUACAAUGUCCAUGGGAUGUCCAUGUCACUCCUGAUGGACAAGUCCUUUGCUGUGCAUACAAUACUGUAUUACAGGUGGAUCACAAGGGUAAAAAGAAACUGGCAACUCUGGCUUCACAGAGAGAUGGACUUUGCAAACCAGUGUCUGUCUGCUACAACAGCAACAUUCACCAGAUCAUUGUGGGACAAUAUGCGAACAAUAAAAUCAUUGUCAUUGAAUUGCAAUAGCUCUUCAAAUCGAUGAAAACAUCAAUAUAAACACGGUUACACAUGUAAUUUCCAAUUUUUCUUUGAUUGACAUAUUUAGUAAUAUCAGUUUAUAUAUAGGUUAAGAACAGAGCAUAAUUAUACAAUUCCUUUUAUUAUUAACUUUUUAAUUAUAUAUGUUUUUAAAUGAGUUGUUUUAAUGCACCUUACAUAUUGUACCAUUAAAAACAAUCAUGUAUGACAAUUUUCUAUGUUGAUUCUGAUUAGUUUUUGUGUGUGGCUUCUUGUCAGGUAUUGUUUGUCACUAAACAAAUGUUAUAAUUAAUAUACAUAUAUUAUGUUAAGUGAAUGCAUAUAUUCUAAGUAUGUUUCAUUAUCAUAUAGCAAUUAUUUAGAGAAAACUAUGGUGUUGCUUUUUUAAAUAAAAAUUAUGGUAUUUGUGCCAUUUUUAGUUCUUUGGCUUUAGCCAAUCAAUUGUUGAACCACAAAUCAGAAACACAUCUUGCAGUCGGUUGAGUGUUUAUCAAGGGGUAAAAAUGCCUGGAUGUGGGAUGUUGGCAGACAAAAUAGAUCAGAUAUUUAAUAUAUAAUUUUUAAUUCUUAAAAUUUAUCACUUGAAACUUUUUUUGCGAAGAUUUUCUGCUAAGAAUUUUUCUAAGACAAUUCUUAGUGAAUUUUUCUAAGACCAUUUUUAGGGACAAAACGUUCUUAGACAAUAAAACAAAUUUUGUUUCGUAAAACAAUUUUAUUAUUGGCAAAAGAGAGAUAACUUUUACAAAAGGUAAUAUGUUUAGCAAAAGGUUAUAAAAGUGAGCUUGGCACAUGGUAGCGCAUACCCUUACGAAUCCAGACAACACUUGUUCAAAUAACGGCAACGUCAGUUUGUUUCUUGUUCAACUUUUUAUGUCCCCCACUAUAGUAGUGGGGGACAUAUUGUUUUUGCCCUGUUGGUCUGUUGGUCUGUCUGUCUGUUUGCGCCAACUUUAACAUUUUGCAAUAACUUUUGCUAUAUUGAAGAUAGCAACUUCAUAUUUGGCAUGCAUGUGUAUCUCAUGAAGCUGCACAUUUUGAGUGGUGAAAGGUCAAGGUCAAGGUCAUCCUUCAAGGUCAGAGGUCAAAUAUAUGUGGCCAAAAUCGCUCAUUUUAUAAAUACUUUUGCAAUAUUGAAGAUAGCAACUUGAUAUUUGGCAUGCAUGUGUAGCUCAUGGAGCUGCACAUUUUGAGUGGUGAAAGGUCAAGGUCAGAGGUCAAUUAUAUGUGGCCAAAAUCGCUCAUUUUAUGAAUACUUUUGCAAUAUUGAAGAUAGCAACUUGAUAUUUGGCAUGCAUGUGCAUCUCAUGGAGCUGCUCAUUUUGAGUGGUGAAAGAUCAAGGUCAAGGUCAUCCUUCAAGGUCAGAGGUCAAAUAUAUGUGGCCCAAAUCGCUUAUUUUAUGAAUACUUUUGCAAUAUUGAAGAUAGAAGGUGAACAUCAUCCUUCAAUGUCUAGGGUCGAAAAAACAAAGUCAAGGGAAGUAAUAAGCUUUAAAUGGACAUAGUUAUCUGACCUGCCCACGUAUAUAUUUUUGUUAAAUAAAUCAAAGUGGCGCAGUAGGCGGCAUUGUGUUUCUGACAAACACAUUGUGGUAAAAGGUCACGGUCAGGGUCAUCCUUAUCGGUCUACGGUAAAAAAUACAGAUUUAAGGGAAGUAAUAAGCUUUAAAAAGGGAGAAAAAUUUUAAAUAUUGAACAUAGCCACUUUAUAUAUUUGGCAUGCAUGUGUAUCUCAUGGAGCUGCACAUUUUGAGUGGGGAAUCUACAGUCACGGUAGUGGCUUUUAAUUAUUUGCUACUAAAAAUAGAGAUUUGUUACAGAAAAUUAUUUUCAAGGGAAGUAAUUUAUAUAAUUAUAAAUCUCAUAUAUUUCCUUACCAAGAAUUGAAGUUCUUUUCACAGUUACUGUACAGAUUUAUUAUUUUGAUUAUUUAUAACCCAAAUGAUUGAUUUUUCAAAGUUUUUUUUAAAUGAUAUAAUUAUAAUUUCUUUGAUGUUAAUUACAUACCUGUGGUCUUAUGUCCAUAGAUACAUGAUCAACUCUGACUAUGAUCUCUUUUAAACCACAGGCCUUGGUUGUCAGUGAUGUCUGACAUGGUCAUAAUUGACCGUGAGACCCCCCCCCCCCCCCCCCCCCCCUACACCCCCCCGGUUGGAUUGGACAAAAUCCAAGGGAAGUAAUAACCUUUAAAGGGAGAUGAUUUCUAUACCUGCCAAAUGAUAAAUAGAAAUUCUAUUUCAAUGCGGCGCAGUAGGGGGCAUUGUGUUUCUGACAAACACAUCUCUUGUUUGGUUAUCAAUUUUUGGUCGGGAAAAGUUUGUAAUUCUAACAUAUUUUUUGUUGCAAAAUUUCUUGUUCUCAAAGAAACCACAAUGUUUUACUAUAGCUACAACUUUAAUACAAUUUGUCAUAAGUGCUGUUUCAUACCAUUGUAAAAUAUUGGCAUUUCUGUCGAGACUAAUGUUGCAAUUGAUAUAAUUAUGUACCAGUAAUAAGAACAAAUGUGCUUGAUCAAAUAAUAUGAAAUUAUUGUUAAAGGGACCUUUUCACAGAUUUUGGCAUGUUUUGAAGUUUGUCAUUAAAUGCUUUAAAUUGAUAAAUGUAAACAUUUUAUACUUUAUAUACGCAAUGCUUGUAGUGUCACAAAAUAUAACAACAGAACUCUUCAAAUUAUCCAAUCAUUUUGUGUUUUAAAUGCUUAAUAAUUUUCAGGCUUUAAAUCAUGAAAAGAUGCAUAUAAUGGAUGGUAAAUGUUCAGUAUUGCUGUCUCCUGGCAAAUAUCAUAACAACAACGAAAGUUUGCAAAUCUGAUUUUUUUUCAAUUUUGUCAAUUUACCGAAACGUGAAAAGGUCCCUUUAAAGCAUUUACAUUCCAAAUACUUGAUUUGUUUCUGUAUGUUGUCUUUAUAUUGGAUGGACAAAAAAAAAUUACAACCGGUACUAUAAUCUGACUGUGAUAAAUUAUUGUUUAAUGAAUAACAUGUUGUUUUUUAUUUUAAAUGUACUGACAUGUGUUUUAAAAUGCAAUUUAUGUAAUGGUGCAAGUUUAUCGUGUGUAAGAAAAUUCGUGUCUCUGCCAUUGCUUUGCCAUAUAUUCUAUUUACAUAUUCUCAAACAUAUUCAUUUUUAAAAGACUUUUGCUGUCAUAUUGAAUUACUAUUAGUUAAGUAUAUGAAUUUCGAAUAAAAAUUAAAGAAAGUUUAUGCAUUCAUAAAAAAAUGUUUUUCCUAAGCAACAACAAAUGAUAAGAAAAUAUGUACGAGGUCAAAGAAUUAAACUUUUAGUUUAGUAAGAACAAACCCAACUUGUUGCGAAUCUUAUUUCAAGACCUGCAUUAUAAGUAAAUACUUUUAAUUAUAUCACAUUUUUCUAUCUUUAUAUGGCUGAUUUAAAAAUAUAAAACUGUUGUACAUCAAAACCAUCUUGUAUGGAUUUUAAAAAAAGAUUCGCAUUCAUUUUAAUUGCUUUAUUUUUUACUAAAAUUGGUUAGCUUGUAUGCUUAUAUAUGUAAAUUAUUUGAAUAUUUCUUUAUUUCCCUUACAAUUCUACAACGAAGCCUCAGAAUACUUGAGUGAUAUUAUGGUCAUUUUUUACUGUUGAAUUGAGCUUAAAAGAAUUAUCAGGUCAAAAGAGUAAGUUAAAAUGUGGUAACUGACCAAUUAUCUGCAAACAUAUUGCUACCAGUUGUUUAUAAAAAAUAUAUAUUAUAUUCGAUAUUUUACAUGACUGGAUAGUCCUCUCAGCCGAAAUGAUCCGUAAAAAAAAAUAGUGUCUUUGUGUCGUAUGAACGAAUCUGCACUAAAACGAAAUUUAAAUUCACAUAGUAAAUCGAAUCAUUUCUGUCGUCAGUUAUCAAAACGAAAAUACAUUAUUUUUCUCUUUCCGGGAUAUUGUUUUAGUAUGUUGAUGCUGCAUUAACAAAUAUAAGUUUAUAUGAAGUGAAAACACCAAAAUAUAAACAACGGUUGCGAUAGACACCUAUAAACUGUUAGAUGCCUAUAAUAUCACUUUAAACAGGAUUAAGUUUGAAAGGCUUCAUUUCCAACCCUAAGUUACUGAUGAGCAGCAAACAGCAUAUAACCUGAACAGACUGCGAGUUACUCGCAGGCUGUUCUAGUUUUAUGCUGGUUCCUUUUUCACUUUGUUUUGUAUGGGGGAAAGGGAUAUAUUCUGUCAUUUAUUCUGCAAAAAAAACCUGUACUUGUUAAAAAAACAUUCUGCAUAAGGAUGCAGUUUAUAAAGAUUGCAUAAUAUAUGUAAUUGAUUUGUUCUUGCCAAAAUGUUAUCUUCCAACAUUUGAACCAUAUCUUACAUGAAUAUAUGAGUCUUCCAUGUCAUAGAAUAUUGUGUUAUAUUUUAUGUACUUGCAUCUUACAGCCAAUUAAAAUCUUUUUAAAGCUUGA